CUUGGGCUCAAAUCCCAUCCUGUGCAGAACUAAUGCCUCCUUGGAAGAGUGAUGACAGCAGCUGAGAGCCUCCUAGAAACCCUCCUGCCGUUUCUAACUUGUUCUGUUUCCUUUAUCACUUCAGCACACCCUUCCCCUUUGAGAUUUCUACUUUUGCUUCCUGUCCUUUGGCAGGAAGGAUGUUUAGCAACUUCUACUCACAUGCCUGUAGGGCAGCUACACCGAGGGGACCUCGCGUUUGAAACGAAGGCUGGGAGAGUGUGGGCACGGGGCUGCGAGCAGGGUGUUGCAAGAGGUCUGUCUUAGACGCCUCCCCAGGGAACAUCGGCCCACAAACUUCAAGCUCAGGAUUAAACAGACGGAGGAGGGGAAGGAACCAUGUUCCAGGCCACAGGACCCGCCAGCCCACCCCCAACUCAUGAGGCAAAGAACAACUCAGGAGGCAGCACGGUGCAGCGCUCCAAGUCCUUCAGCCUGAAGGCACAAGUGAAGGAGAUGUGCACUGCCUGCCAGAAAACCGUCUAUCCCAUGGAACGGCUGGUGGCGGAUAAAUUCGUCUUCCACAACGCCUGCUUCUGCUGCAAGCACUGCCACACCAAGCUCAGCCUGGGCAGCUAUGCGGCACUCCAUGGGGAAUUCUACUGCAAGCCCCACUUCCAGCAGCUCUUCAAGAGUAAAGGCAACUACGACGAGGGCUUUGGGCGCAAGCAGCACAAGGAGCUGUGGGUGCACAAGGAGGUGGAGAGCGGGACCAAGUCGGCGUGAGUGGGACCAGCCCACCCUUCCCUGGAGCCCAGCAGAGACGGCACGGAGCAGUGCUGAGCCAGGGGCUAACUGAGCUGAUGUAAAGCAAAGGGGACCCAAGGGCCUGUGGGCAGAAAGGGAAGGGAGGCAGCCCAGUCCUCUUUGGACGAUGUUUAGAGGGGUCCUACGGGCCAUAAGGACAGGGCAGAGGUGACCGGGGUAUAGCCCCCAGACCUGAAGCCCUCUCUCUGCCGGCCCCUCUUACUGAUGAGGUCAGACCAGAAGCACUUGCCCCCAUGGGAACCCCAGCCCCGGUCAUACGUUUCAGGCCUGCCACCAUGGAAAAGGAGAUGAUCUGGAUCUUAUAACCCAGCCUAUAAGUCACAGCAGAGCUCCCAGCUCCUGCCACACCAAUCCUGCCUUGCUGGGACUCUGAAUAAAGAGGGUCCUUGGUUUACAUCAGCUCAGUUCAGCUGGGAUUGUUCAGCCUUAAGGAUGUUGCCCUACGACUGUUUAACAGUGUUUGUCUUUUUUAUAUUUGCCUUUGAUUGGUACGUUCUGCGCUGGAGCCUGGCACGGCAGCUUCAUGCGUGACACUGCGCCAUGCGCUCUUUUAUUUUUGUAAUACAAGGUUUCCGAGCCUUC
This is a messenger RNA of Harpia harpyja (harpy eagle), 1389 nucleotides long. RefSeq names its product LIM domain containing 2 (gene LIMD2). Lineage: Eukaryota; Metazoa; Chordata; Aves; Accipitriformes; Accipitridae. The record is from RefSeq and is a predicted model, not a curated record. The transcript has 5 exons. Gene Ontology annotation, biological process: actin filament bundle assembly. The coding region runs from base 379 to 765 and encodes 128 amino acids. Gene Ontology annotation, cellular component: plasma membrane; actin cytoskeleton. Gene Ontology annotation, molecular function: actin filament binding.